CGGAGCUCUGCGGAUUCGCAUCUCCGCUUUCCCCUGAUUUAGACCGAGGAAAAGAGGUCCACGCAGGCGCUGCCGGGAUUUGGUUUCCUUCCCCUGUGACCAAACUCUUCCCGCAUUUGGUUCUAAUACAAACGUAAACUUUUUUUUUUCCUCUGCGGAGGGAAGUUGUGGAGGGAAUGAGGAGCAGGGGAAACCUACCGUGACUUUUUUUCGGAGGAGAAAGUGGCCCCCCGGUGCCAACGAAGCAGAUAGUUGCUGCCGCUGUCUGUUUGCGCUGCGGCGGACCGGAUCAUCACUUGGAGCUGAGGGACAAAAAGCUAGCUCACUUCUUCUGUAUGCUGCCUCGGAAAUAACACCACAGCGACAAGAUGGACCUGAAGCUGCUCUUGAUUACCGCAUUGCUAGGAGUCUUUUGUUGCGGUAAUGCUCAGAAAGAGGGGAACGAGUGCAUCAAUGCCAACGCAAAGUACUGCGGCGAGUGCAUCCAGGCCGGAGCCAAAUGUGGCUGGUGUAAAGACCCGAACUUCCUGAAACAGGGUGAGACCGUGUCGACCCGCUGUGACGAGCUGCAGUCUCUGAUAAGAAGGGGCUGUGCCGAUGCGAUGAUCGAGAACCCGCACGGGGAACAGAAGACCCUCAACGACAAAAUGGUGACACAUCGCAGAAAGGGAUCAGAGAAACUGAAGCCGGAGGACAUCACUCAGAUCCAGCCCCAGAAACUCAGCCUCACCCUCAGAUCUGGUGAGCCACAGUCUUUCAACUUGAAGUUCAAACGAGCAGAAGAUUAUCCCAUCGACCUGUACUACUUGAUGGACCUGUCCUACUCCAUGAAGGAUGAUCUGGAAAACGUCAAGAACCUGGGAACAAGUCUCAUGCUGGAGAUGUCAAAGAUCACUUCUGACUUCAGGAUAGGUUUCGGUUCCUUUGUGGAGAAGACGGUCAUGCCAUACAUCAGCACCACCCCUGCCAAGCUGCUGAACCCAUGCACAGGUGACCAGAACUGCACCAGCCCGUUCAGCUACAAGAACGUCCUGAAGCUGACCAGCGACGGCAAGAAGUUCAACACCCUGGUGGGCCAGCAGCACAUCUCUGGAAACCUGGACUCUCCUGAGGGGGGGUUCGAUGCCAUCAUGCAAGUGGCUGUGUGUGGGGAUCAUAUUGGUUGGAGGAAUGUGACUCGUCUGCUGGUGUUCUCCACUGACGCCGGCUUCCACUUUGCUGGCGAUGGCAAGCUGGGAGGCAUUGUUCUGCCCAAUGAUGGAAAAUGUCACUUGGAGAACAACGCGUACACCAUGAGCCACUACUAUGAUUAUCCCUCCAUCGCUCACCUGGUUCAGAAGCUGAGCGACAACAACAUUCAGACCAUUUUUGCAGUGACUGAGGAGUUCCAGCCUGUUUACCAGGAGCUGAAGAAUCUGAUACCAAAGUCUGCAGUGGGCACUCUGUCUGCCAAUUCAAGCAAUGUAAUCAACCUUAUUAUAGACGCUUACAAUUCUCUCUCGUCCGAGGUUAUUCUGGAGAACAGUAAGCUUCCAGAGGGAGUGACCAUAGCGUACACGUCCCGCUGUAAGAAUGGAGUGGUUAGCGAGGGCGAAAGUGGACGGAGGUGCUCCAACAUCUCCAUCGGAGAUGAGGUCAUGUUCAGCAUCAGUGUGACGUCUAAGGGCUGUCCGAAACAAGGCAAGCCUGAGACCAUCAAGAUAAAGCCCCUGGGAUUUACAGAGGAGGUGGAGAUUAUCCUCAAAUUCAUCUGCGAGUGCGAAUGCAACAAGGACGGCAUCAAGAACAGUCCGCUCUGUCACUUCGGUAACGGGACCUACGAGUGUGGAGCCUGCAAGUGUAAUGAGGGCCGAGUGGGCAGAAAGUGUGAAUGCAGCAGCAACGAUGUGGCCACAGAGGACAUGGACAGGACCUGCCGUAAGGACAACGGCACCGACAUCUGCAGCAACAACGGCGACUGUGUGUGCGGCACAUGCGAGUGCAAGAAGAGGGAAAACCCCGAGGAGAGGUACAGCGGCCUGUACUGCGAGUGCGACAACUUCAACUGUGACCGCUCUGGAAACAAACUGUGCGGAGGGCAUGGCUGCUGUGAGUGCAGAGUGUGUGUCUGUGACCCCAUGUGGACCGGAAGCGCCUGUGAUUGCUCUCUGGACAACAGCACAUGUAUGGCGAGCAACAAGCAGAUCUGUAACGGCAGAGGAAUGUGCGAAUGUGGCACCUGCAAGUGCACUGACCCCAAAUUCCAGGGUCCCACCUGUGAGACUUGUCCUACCUGUCCAGGAGUCUGCACUGAACACAAAGAGUGCGUCCAGUGCCGGGCGUUCGGCACCGGUGAGAAGAAGGACACGUGUGAGAGGGACUGCAGCUACUUCAACCUGAUCAAGGUGAAGGAGAGGGACAAGCUGCCCCAGCCCAACGACGCCUCCUACCCCGUGAUGCACUGCAAGGAGAGGGACGCCAAUGACUGCUGGUUCUACUACACCUACGCCGUCAACAACAACACGGAGAAGGAGGUCCAUGUGGUCGACUUGCUGGACUGCCCGGCUGGCCCUGACAUCAUCCCCAUCGUGGCGGGCGUGGUCGCCGGCAUCGUCCUGAUUGGCUUGGCCCUGCUGCUCAUCUGGAAGCUGCUGAUGAUCAUCCACGACAGGCGAGAGUUCGCCAAGUUUGAGAAGGAGAAGAUGAACGCCAAAUGGGACACGCAAGAAAAUCCAAUAUACAAGAGUCCUGUCAAUCAGUUCCAGAACCCACAAUAUGGACGUAAAGCUGAUGCCCUUUAAGGUGAAAAUCCCAUCUACAAAAGUGCUGUCACGACUGUGGUCAAUCCCAAAUAUGAAGGAAAA
Molecule: messenger RNA, 2843 nt
Organism: Anarrhichthys ocellatus (wolf-eel)
Lineage: Eukaryota; Metazoa; Chordata; Actinopteri; Perciformes; Anarhichadidae
Gene: itgb1a
Product: integrin, beta 1a
Exons: 17
Coding region: 369-2780 (803 amino acids)
Biological process (GO): cell-matrix adhesion; integrin-mediated signaling pathway; cell-cell adhesion
Cellular component (GO): cell surface; integrin complex; synapse
Molecular function (GO): protein kinase binding; integrin binding; collagen binding involved in cell-matrix adhesion
Source: RefSeq, a predicted model, not a curated record